Molecule: messenger RNA, 3223 nt
Organism: Bombus huntii
Lineage: Eukaryota; Metazoa; Arthropoda; Insecta; Hymenoptera; Apidae
Gene: Pfrx
Product: 6-phosphofructo-2-kinase/fructose-2,6-bisphosphatase 1
Exons: 8
Coding region: 924-2324 (466 amino acids)
Biological process (GO): fructose 2,6-bisphosphate metabolic process; fructose metabolic process
Cellular component (GO): cytosol
Molecular function (GO): 6-phosphofructo-2-kinase activity; fructose-2,6-bisphosphate 2-phosphatase activity; ATP binding
Source: RefSeq, a predicted model, not a curated record
UCUGCAGAAUCACAUACUCCUAUUCGCUACAUUUUUAGUUGAGAAUGUUUCUUAUUGGUUACAGAAACAAGUGAUAAAAUAAGCGGGGAUUCGGUCAAACUUAUCAUUUUUACGGGACCACAGAUUUUCAUAUUUGGAAGAAUUGGUUGGAAAACAAUAAAUGACGUCAAAAGAAGUCGCGUGAUCAUUCUCGAGGCUACGGACUGGCCAGAAGUAUCUCAUAUAACAGUGGUGUUUGUCAAAAAUUCAAUAUAUAUCUAUGAUUCGUUUUCAUCUUAAAAUAAAUAUCGUUCUUUCAGCAUAUCAAUUCUUUUUCAAAAUGAUAUGUCUUAUGUAUAAAACGAGAGUAUUUUUUAACACAGUGAAACGUCAUUUGAUAUUCGUUUUAUAAAAGAAAACGGAGCCACACGAUGAGAGUUACUGCUGACAAGAUUUCCCCGCGCCACGAUCUGUACGUAAUAAUAAUCGCUGUAAAAUUCAAGGGAUAUGCAUUGCGUUGCGCGGUGCGUACUAAAGUCUGGACUUCUCCGGUGAACAGUAGAUGCGCAUAGUUCUCCUGAAGAAGAAUCUUCUCUCUCUCUCUCUCUCCCACAUUGGUGAGAUAGCUCGCGGUCGCGACUCCCUGUUGCAGCACUUUCGUCAAAUCUCACCGUUUCAGUAGUUCUGCGAUAAUAAAUAUAUAACAUCAUAUACUAAAUUUAACGUACGAUGACAUUCUGUAAAUAUGAAUUAUAGGAUGAGGCCGCAGUGACAGUGAACUUAACACGACGAACUUCUAAUGCGUGUUUAAUAAGUGACAUACGUGGAGUGUUUUGGUUUAGUGAAAUUAAGAUUUCAGUGUUCCUUUUCUUAAUAAACAGAAGUUACUGAAACAUCUGUACAAGUCUACUGAGGCUGAAAGAAGAUCUACAUGGUGUCGUAGGAUGACUGAUCCAAAAAUCAAAAUGCAUUACACACCACCGAGCUCGGACACCAUUCAAACAAAGCCUUUUCCUAUUCGUGGCGAACGAGCGAAUUGUGUAAAUAAGCCGCAUGUGAUUGCUAUGGUGGGGUUGCCUGCCCGUGGUAAAACGUACAUUUCAAAGAAGCUGUGUAGAUACCUCAAUUGGAUUGGUAUAAAUACAAAGGUGUUCAACUUGGGAGAAUACAGGCGACAUGCAACCACUGCUUAUCAAUGCCACGAAUUUUUCCGUCCUGAUAAUAUUAAAGCAAUGGCAAUACGUACCCAGUGCGCGAUGGACGCGCUUAAGGACGUCUGCCAAUGGUUGGAGAGCGGGGACGGCGAAGUGGCUGUGUUCGACGCCACCAACUCGACCAUCGAGAGACGACAACUAAUCAGGGACAUCGUGGUCGAGAAAAUGGGCUUCAAGCUCUUCUUUGUCGAAUCUGUUUGCAACGAUCCUGAGAUCGUUGAACAGAAUAUUAUGGAAGUAAAAGUGAGUAGUCCAGAUUAUACGAAUAUGAACAAGGAGGAAGUACUGGCUGAUUUCAUGCUGCGAAUCGAGCACUAUCGAGAAAAGUAUCAGCCAUUGGACGAGAAUCAGGAAAGCGAUUUAUCCUUUAUGAAAAUUUACAACACUGGCGAAAAAGUGCUGGUCCAUAAGCACGAGGGUCACAUACAAAGUAGGAUAGUUUAUUACCUUAUGAACAUCCAUAUAGUGCCACGUACGAUCUAUUUAACUAGGCACGGCGAGAGCGUGAUGAACCUCGAAGGUAAGAUAGGCGGAGACUCGGAGUUGAGCGUUAGGGGCUGGGAAUAUGCCAAAGCAUUGGCUAACUACAUCACUGGUCAGGAUAUUCAGGGAUUGCGAGUGUGGACUAGCUGGCUGAAGAGGACCAUUCAAACGGCAAGUGACGUGAAUGUGCCCCAAGAAAGAUGGAAAGCGUUAAAUGAGAUUGACGCGGGUAUUUGUGAAGAAAUGUCUUAUGAAGAAAUCGCAGAAAAGUAUCCGACAGACUUUGCCGCGAGAGAUCAAAAUAAAUUCUCAUAUCGUUAUCCGAGAGGGGAAAGUUACGAAGAUCUGGUCGCGCGAUUGGAACCAGUGAUAAUGGAAUUAGAACGACAGGGUAAUGUUUUGGUUGUUAGCCACCAAGCAGUUUUGCGAUGUCUAUUUGCUUACUUCCUAGACAAAAGUGCGGAUGAAUUACCAUAUUUACAAGUGCCACUACAUACUAUUAUUAAAUUAACGCCAGUUGCCUAUGGCUGUAAAGUGGAACACAUUCGAUUACCAAUCGACGCAGUGAACACUCAUCGACCAAAACCAAAGAUCCCGGGAUAUCUAGAGGAACAAUUCCGAAGGAAAGAAAAAUUGCCUCGCACCUGAUAACGACAACAUUGUAGCACGACAGAGCUAAUUCUAAUCGUCGUUACGAGGUGCUGAAGACGCAUUCUUUUGGCAGCUGGCUGCCUUUAUACGUCCGAUGCAACGUGCAUCCAUUUAAUUCCUUAUUUUAAUCAAAUAUACACGAAAUAUGUCUGAUAUCAUCCGACAUUAUUUCUAUACGAAUUACGUGAUCAAAGGGUUCCUUUCUAUUCUGUCGAUUUUCUAAUACGUGCCGUAUGCUAGUGUAGCGUUAAAAUGUGACAAAUUUUGACUUGUGACGAAAUACAGAUGUUUGUAUGUAAUCGAAAUCACGGAGAGAAUCCUAUGAAACUUAAAUGCAUAUGUAACCACAUACGUAAAUUUGUUCUGAUACUGAGUUUCCUGAUAUCUAAAAUGCUAUAUCUAUAUUUUGAGUAUUAUAUUUAAAAAAUGGUAUCGCAUUAAACAUGUUUAACUUCUCGAUUUGUUAUAUAUUUCGUGUUGUUUGUAAAUCGUCGAUAGGAAAGAAAAAAAAAUCAAUCCCCGCAGGUAUUUCUAACAUACAUAGUGGUUAUAUAAUGACGUUUAUGUAUUUUAUAGAAAUGUUUUAUUAAUACUAACAUAUUCUGGCGAUUAUGAACUUAUCAAAUUGCAUAUAUUAUCGAUUAGGAAACAGCUGUCUUUAAUCUUCUACGGAAACUAUCGUGCCGAGCGAGAAUCAUGUUAUAUUUCAAAAAUUUAUCUCAUAUGAUAAUCUAGUUACUGGUAUUAGGAAAUAGAUUCCAAAAUAUUUUUGUCAAGAAGAUUAUGCUGUGUGGAAAAUCAAGAACUUUUCGAAGUGUAAUUUAUUUUAAGAGAAGUGUACAUAUUUUUUUAAUACCCUUCACGAUGAGAAAAAAUACAUUUACUUGAAAACAAUA